Messenger RNA from Protopolystoma xenopodis, 495 nucleotides. NCBI's taxonomy places the organism in Eukaryota, Metazoa, Platyhelminthes, Monogenea, Polystomatidea, Polystomatidae. The record is from the annotation of a GenBank genome assembly.
AUGAUAAUCUCUUUGCAACACUUCAUGUUACCUGGCACGGUCGUCGACUGGAACGUGUUGAAGACAAAGCCGUCACUGUUUCAACCCGUACGAACUCCUCUUCCCAGUUGCUAUGGUGAACUCUGGCACAGGGGGAGGUGGGAGCUGACCCUCGCUCGGCAGAGUGUUGUUCAAGCGAUUUACGCGAAAUGUUGUAGUCGAUAUGGUCGGCUCCUCGACGACAGAGCGAGUUCAUGGGCUUUGGCGACUGGAGUGUGGCAUCACCCGAUCGGGAUUAGACCGACCGACUGCAGUCUUUUGGUGCAUGAGAGAAUGGCCGAAAGCAAGACAUGUUUUGCUGCCACACACCAGCUGAUGAAGUAUGAUUCGCGCUUAUUCCUGCGCAUUUCACAAAACCGAUACCUUUCAUGUGGCCUCAAUCGUGCAACUGUUUUGCUCUCUGAUUCGGUCGCGGAGUCGUUUUGCUGCAUCGAAGAUGCCUCAAACGAAGAAUGA